Messenger RNA from Vitrella brassicaformis, 1463 nucleotides. Lineage: Eukaryota; Vitrellaceae. The record is from the annotation of a GenBank genome assembly.
GAUCAAAACAACCAUUUAACACAAAGUGUCUUUCGAUCCACUGCAUCCCAUCAGUCGGUCAGAAGUUCUCCACCCCCACUCUCCCCCAUGUCAACUGAAGAAAACACCAUCUCCGCCUCUGCACACACACGGGAGACACGCACCCACACUCACGCACACUAGAGCUACAGCCCCUCCCAACCCCGCCCCUCGUCUACCCCCACCGCCUGACCAUCCGUGUGUUGGCCACGGGCGAGUAAAAGUAGUACCCCCUGCCACCCCCCUGGUGCAUCUGGCGCGGGCGGUGCGUGUAGGACACCGUCUCCCUCACGGCUACCAUCCCCACCCCCUCCCCGUCCUCCUCGGUCGGCACCGCAAACUGGGGGGCAUACGACGACGCAGCAAACGUCAGCGGCACCGAAACGUGCUGGGGGGCCGUCUCGGUGAUGAAGGUGCUGCCCUUGGCCAUGCGGUGCUGGUUGAUGUCCGCCUUGUCCCUGUUCUCUUCCUCCUGGUAUGACGGGAUGGAUGAGGUCACCGAGCAGGCGUGGAGCGCCGGCAGGGCAGGCAGGGGCGGGCCCUCCUGCUGCUGCUGGUCCUCGGCGGCAGGCUGCUGCUGGAACUCCUCGCCGCCCUCCGGCUCCUUGUUGGGCUCCUCAUCCACUACUGUGGCUCUCGUGGGCUGGCCGUACUGCACCGGCAUCAGACUGGCGAAGGGAGCGGCCUGCGAAUGGGGGCGGGGCUGCUGCAUCACGUUGACUACUACGACAUUGCUGCUGCUGCUAUGGUUGUGGUCUUGGCUAUGGCCGCUGCUGCCCGUGGAUGUGGUGGCCGACGCCCGGCCCUUCUUGGUCGCACUGCUGGCUUGCCGAAUGCUCAGGGCCGCGUUGAGGGGAGAGGAUCCCUGGCAACCCUUUGCUGUUGCUGUCGCGUGUUCGCCGAAGAGGUGGACGGCGGCGGGGUGUGAGAGUGCGCCGUGGAUGAGGAUUGAGAUGAACCACACAAACGUGCAGAUGAGCUGCCCCACACCCACCAGCACCUCCCGGCCGUCCUUCAUCCGCGGAUCCUUCGAGAAGAAAUUGCUCGAGGCUGCCGCGGCCAGCAGGACCCACACAAGGCAGUCGACGGCCGACGCCACGAGGAAUGACCGGGUAUAUGGCUGGAUGUAGGGCAUGGAGCCGGCGAGGGCUGCGAUGAGGCCGAGGACGCCGAUGGCGUAGUUUCUGCCGCAGAAGCCGUACACGCAGAAGACUGCAUACACGCCCACACACAUAGAGGGAUAGAGGGGGGAAAGGGAGAUCAUUCCAUCCAUCCAUCCCUCCAUCCAUCCAUUGACGUCGGUGCAUCCGUACCUAUGUGGGCGCCCAUGAGAAAACCGUGCAGCUGCCAUGAGAGGGCGAACUCCUUUCUGCGCGCAGCAGGAGGCUUGACGCCCUCUGUGGUCGCGUGUGCCAAACGCGCCACUUUUGCUCCCAUGAUCUCCC